Molecule: messenger RNA, 1693 nt
Organism: Trifolium pratense (red clover)
Lineage: Eukaryota; Viridiplantae; Streptophyta; Magnoliopsida; Fabales; Fabaceae
Product: UDP-glucose 4-epimerase GEPI48-like
Exons: 9
Coding region: 163-1320 (385 amino acids)
Biological process (GO): galactose metabolic process; rRNA processing
Cellular component (GO): cytosol
Molecular function (GO): UDP-glucose 4-epimerase activity; RNA binding
Source: RefSeq, a predicted model, not a curated record
CUGAUCUGUUAUAUUACUCUCUCUCUCUCUCUCUCUCUCUCUCCCUCCCUCCAUAAAUAUUCUCCUCGCACGCAUAAACCCUUUCAUUCAUUCAUUCGUCAAAAUUCCACAUUAAAACAAAUCACUUUCAGAAACAACGUGUCACACAAUUCUCGUUCGAUAAUGGCUUCGCGCGUCACUUCUCCUUCUUAUUUAAACUCUUCACGCUUUCUAUCUCCUUCUAAAUUUUCCAAUACUUCAUUCCAAAUCCAAAACGGUGUCGCUUCCGCCAUGCGAGACAAAACCGUUCUCGUUACUGGCGGUGCCGGUUAUAUCGGUAGUCACACCGUUCUUCAGCUUUUACUCGGUGGUUUUAAAGCUGUUGUUGUUGAUAAUCUUGAUAAUUCCUCUGAAGUUGCUUUACACAGAGUUAAAGAACUCGCCGCUGAAUUCGGGAAUAACCUCAAUUUUCAUAAGGUAGACCUCCGCGACAGGGAUGCGCUAGAGCAAAUUUUUGCUUCCACAAAAUUUGAUGCAGUCAUACAUUUUGCUGGAAUGAAAGCAGUAGGUGAAAGUGUGCAGAAACCGUUACUCUACUAUAACAACAACUUGAUUGGGACAAUCACUCUAUUAGAAGUCAUGGCUGCUCAUGGAUGCAAGAAGCUUGUGUUCUCUUCUUCAGCCACUGUAUAUGGUUGGCCAAAGGAGGUUCCGUGUACAGAAGAGUUUCCUCUGUCAGCAGCAAACCCAUAUGGACGAACCAAGCUUACUAUUGAAGAAAUUUGCCGUGAUGUCCAACAUGCUGAUCCAGAUUGGAAAAUUAUAUUAUUGAGAUAUUUCAAUCCUGUGGGUGCACACCCUAGUGGUUAUAUUGGAGAGGAUCCUCGCGGAAUUCCUAACAAUCUCAUGCCAUUUAUUCAGCAAGUAGCGGUUGGCAGACGACCUGCACUGACAGUUUUUGGAACUGAUUAUAAUACAGUUGAUGGCACUGGGGUUCGGGAUUACAUUCAUGUUGUGGAUUUAGCAGAUGGCCACAUUGCUGCAUUGCUUAAACUAGAAGAAGCUAAUAUAGGCUGUGUGGUUUAUAACUUGGGGACAGGAAAGGGAACAUCAGUUUUGGAGAUGGUCAGAGCUUUUGAACAGGCAUCUGGAAAGCAAAUUCCACUUGUGAAGGCUGGCCGUAGACCUGGCGAUGCUGAAAUUGUUUAUGCAUCAACAAAAAAAGCUGAAAGAGAACUCAAGUGGAAGGCAAAAUAUGGAAUAGAUGAAAUGUGCCGUGAUCAAUGGAACUGGGCCAGCCAAAAUCCUUACGGCUAUGGAUCUCCAGAUUCCUCGGAUUAGCUUCGAUAAUUAUUAAAUACACCAUAGAUGUUGCUAUCUUGGGUUCUUUCUGAACUUUGCUACACACACCAAUCACCAUAGGUCCUGUGAAUUUAUAGUUUUCUCUGAAGUUCUUUUUCUUAUUGCGAUUUUAAGGUGACACAAAGUACUUUUACUAGUGUGAUUUGUAGUUUACCAUACCAUAAUUUACAGGUUAUAUCUAGGCUCCACCUUACAGGUUAUAGGUUAUUGUUAUGUAAGGAUAGGAUUCUCUCGUGUUCCACAUGAACAUGAAGGCUUCCUGUUUUGUAAAUCUAGACUACAUAUUUAUUUUAUUUGUAUACGAAGCAUUAUAUAUUUGAAUUAGUUAUCUACUGUUCGUAUUUUCUGGUCA